AUGACACCGCCGAAAGUAAAACCGCAAAACGGUAAACCGCGAAACAGUACAGACCGCGAAAUGCCUCACCGCGAAAUGGGUCGCCGCGAAAUGGUUUACCGCGAAAUGUCGGACAACCCAACUGCCCUUAAUAUGUUUGUAUUGCCCUCGCAGUCCAUUCGUGAGAUGCAUGUAUAUUUUCAAAACGUUAGAGGAUUACGGACGAAGGUCGACGAACUAUUUUUAGCCGUAAACGAAUGCGAGUAUGAAAUCAUCGUUCUUGUGGAAACGAAUUUCGACGAAACUGUGACGUCGGCACAAUUAUUUGGCGAAAACUACGUGGUUUACCGGAAUGAUCGUGACACAACGAACAGCAACAAAAAGUCUGGAGGUGGCGUCCUGGUUGCCGUACAUCGCAAACUCCUCUCAUCGCCAGUUAUAUGUAUCGCGGAAGAUCUAGAGCUCGUUUUGGCUCGUAUCCGAGCAGCAGAUUCGUCCUGGUUUGUCUGUGCUGGAUAUAUUCCUCCAGAACUGCGCUCCAAUGCCCCGUUCGUUCAAUAUUUCGCCAAUGCUAUCAGUGAUAGCCUCGAUUGUGCCAGUGACGGUGAUUCGAUAAUCGUUUGUGGAGAUUUCAACCAAGCUAAUCUUGUUUGGCAACCGACUGAGCAAAACCAUGUUAUCGCGGAUCCCAGCAGCGUGGGGUCAGCUAGCGCCUACCUACUAGACAACAUGGCGUCGAUGAAUCUGAAGCAGUAUAGCCGCGUGAUGAAUCCCUGGAGCAACACCCUGGAUUUGGUGUUCGCCAACGUCGACUCUUGCGUUGUCACUGAAGCUGCUGUCUCUCUGGUGAAUAUCGAUCGCCCCCACCCUCCAUUGGAUAUUGCGCUCAUCAUGACCGACAUUGAGCCUUUAUACGAUCACGAAGACUGUCCCCAAUUAGAUUUCAAAUGCAUCGAUUUCGUCUCGCUACACGGCUUCCUGGAACAGGUAGACUGGACAUGUAUCCUAGCAUGUUCUGAUGUGGACAACGCUGUGCAUAGGUUUUCACAAAUUGUAUCGAGCUGGCUCUCUUCGAACGUUCCGAAAAAGCGCCUACCCGCAAAGCCACCCUGGGGGAACGGCCAACUCCGAUCGCUAAAGCGCGAGAAGAAUGCAUGCCAGCGUCACUAUCGCCGCCUUCGAACUCCAUUGCAUAAACGCCGGUUUCAAGCUGCAAGUGAUGCGUACAAAUCGCUAAACAAGUAUUUAUACGUGCGAUAUGUCGACAAAACGCAGAAAAGUCUCCGUCGACAUCCUAAACGUUUCUGGAAUUUCAUCAACUCCAAACGCAAGCAAAAUGACGGUGUUCCUGCCACGGUUACUUUAGUCGGUGAAGUGGCAUCAACUGCCUCUGAUAAAUGCGAACUAUUUGCAAAGCAUUUUUCCAGCGUCUUCAAUGUCGAGUGCGCAACCAGUGAUGAUGCAAUGCGUGCUGCCUCCGUUGUGCCUGAAGAUCUCUGCGACAUUGGUAUACCAAUUGUGACUGAAGCUGAGCUACGGCAUGCUGCGAAGAAGAUGAAACCGUCUAUAACGCCUGGGCCUGAUGGGAUUCCUGCCAUCGUCUUCAAGAAAUGCAUUGACGCACUCGCAAUACCUUUGUGUUACAUCUUCAACCUGUCGCUGCAGAAGAAGAAGUUUCCUGCGCAGUGGAAAAAAUCCUUCAUGUUUCCAAUCUACAAAAAUGGUAACAAAAGUGAUGUUCGGAACUACAGGGGUAUUACAUCAUUGUGUGCUGGCUCCAAGCUAUUCGAGACGAUAAUCAACAACUACCUUUUUGCGCGGACAAAGACGACAAUUUCCAGCAUGGGUUCUAUCCUGGCAGGUCAGUUACGACUAAUCUUCUUUGCUUCACCUCAACCUGCAUCAACCAGCUAG
Messenger RNA from Aedes albopictus (Asian tiger mosquito), 1893 nucleotides. RefSeq lists its product as uncharacterized. Bases 1 to 1893 code for a protein of 630 amino acids. NCBI's taxonomy places the organism in Eukaryota, Metazoa, Arthropoda, Insecta, Diptera, Culicidae. The record is from RefSeq and is a predicted model, not a curated record. Gene Ontology annotation, molecular function: catalytic activity. The transcript has 2 exons.